CCGGGGUUGGCAGCGGCUUGCACAUCCAGGAUGAAGAACUACAAGACAGUCGGCAAGAUAGGAGAGGGAACGUUCUCGGAAGUGAUGAAGAUGCGGAGCUUGAAGGACGGGAACUACUAUGCUUGCAAGCAGAUGAAGCAGCACUUUGGAAGUAUUGAGCAAGUGAACAACCUGCGAGAAAUCCAAGCCCUGAGGCGCCUGAAUCCGCAUCCAAAUAUCCUUCCGCUGCACGAAGUUAUCUUCGACAGGCAUUCCGGUUCUCUUGCGCUCGUGUGUGAACUUAUGGACAUGAAUAUUUAUGAGCUCAUUCGAGGGAGAAGACACCCAUUAUCAGAAAAAAAAAUUGUGCAUUAUAUGUACCAGUUAUGUAAAUCCCUUGAUCACAUGCACAGAAACGGGAUAUUUCACAGGGACGUGAAACCAGAAAACAUAUUAAUCAAGCAGGAUGUCCUGAAGCUGGGGGACUUCGGGUCCUGCCGCAGUGUCUACUCGCGGCCGCCGUACACCGAGUACAUCUCCACGCGCUGGUACCGGGCCCCCGAGUGCCUGCUCACGGACGGCUUCUACAGCUAUAAGAUGGACCUCUGGAGUGCCGGCUGCGUGCUCUAUGAGAUCGCCAGUCUGGAGCCCCUCUUUCCCGGGGACAACGAGCUGGACCAGAUCUCCAAGAUCCAUGACGUCAUCGGCACGCCUGCGCAGAAGACGCUCACCAAGUUCAAGCAGUCCAGAGCUAUGAGUUUUGAUUUUCCUUUUAAAAAGGGGUCAGGGCUAUCUCUACUGACCAGUCGCCUGUCAGCUCAGUGCCACUCCCUCCUGUGCUCAAUGGUGGCCUAUGACCCCGACGAGAGGAUCACCGCCCACCAGGCGCUGCAGCACCCUUACUUCCAGGAGCAGAGGGCAGCUGAGAAGCAGGCUCUGGGCAGCCACAGACCCACUUACUUCCCGGAACACUCUGUAGCCCUGGGGCCUGCCAGCAACAGCUGGUGUGUGGCCCAGGAGGGCCGGAAGCAGAAACCGUUGCUGAGACGAGCAGAGGACUGGUGUCCCCAGAGAAGAGGCCCAGCAUGCCUCAUGGAGCUGCCCCAGCUCAAGGUGGCCAGCGUCACCACCCUGCGCCCCAGGAAGGGGCCGGCGCUGCAGCCCCUGAUGUGCCGCCGGGUGAACAAGAAGACAGAGAGCCAGAAGGACUUGGAGCCCAGUCUGAAGCCCUACCGACUGCCCACGAUAGAGAGGCGAGCGGGAGGGGGCUGAGCACAUGCCCUGCCUCCCGGAGGCACACGUGGUUGGGCGGAUGGACUCCUGUCGUCGGGAGGACAACUGCUGUCGGGCAGCGGGGCCCUGUCUGCAGCCGCCAGCCCCAGUGGCCAGCUGGCAUGGAUCAAGUCAGCGUAUUCAGGCCGUGUCUGUAGCUCCCACGGGAAUGGCCACAGAUGAGCUGGGCUGCGCCUUGUGCAGGGUUCUGCGUGGCUGCCAUUUCCAAGCCAGGCUUCCAGAAGGUUCCCUGUGGUGCUGUCGCCCAGAGUGGCUAUGCUGGUGGGGACACCAGGUUCUAUUAAAG
This is a messenger RNA of Echinops telfairi (small Madagascar hedgehog), 1558 nucleotides long. RefSeq names its product MOK protein kinase (gene MOK). Gene Ontology annotation, molecular function: ATP binding; protein serine/threonine kinase activity. Gene Ontology annotation, cellular component: nucleus; cytoplasm. Lineage: Eukaryota; Metazoa; Chordata; Mammalia; Afrosoricida; Tenrecidae. Gene Ontology annotation, biological process: protein phosphorylation; intracellular signal transduction. Bases 31 to 1251 code for a protein of 406 amino acids. The transcript has 12 exons. The record is from RefSeq and is a predicted model, not a curated record.